CCGCCCGCCUUAUAAACUGAGCCGCGCAUCGGGCGCCGCGGGCCCUGCUCAAGGCGGUCGGGGCCGAGAUCCUCCUCCGUUACCUUCUCCGACUCUUCCUCCCUUGGCGAUCCCGCGGGCGGGCGCCCCCGGCCAGGAAAGCCUGUCAGACUCCGGUGACUGAUGCCCAGAUUGGACGACCACUGCUGGAGCUGUUCCUGUGCUAAGGGCGCCAGGCACCGAGGCUCCCCCGGAGCCAGUGCCGGAGGGCUGGCAGCCAAAGUAGGGGAGAUGAUCACCUCGUCAGUGUCGGGGCCUUCCCUGCUGGUGGCCCACAGUGCCCCGGACACGGACCCCUCUCGUGGGCUUCGGAGCACUGGCGCUGGGGGCCGCAGUGAGGGCAGCAGCCACGCCAUCACCUGGCACCACCACCUGGUGCAGAGAAGCCUGGUGCUUUUCUCCGUGGGGGUCGUCCUAGCCCUAGUGCUCAACCUGCUGCAGGUCCAGAGGAAUGUCACCUUGUUCCCCGAGGAGGUGAUUGCCACCAUCUUCUCUUCAGCCUGGUGGGUGCCUCCCUGUUGUGGGACAGCAGCUGCCGUCGUCGGCUUGCUGUACCCCUGCAUUGACAGUCACCUUGGGGAGCCCCACAAGUUUAAGAGGGAAUGGGCCAGCGUCAUACGCUGCGUAGCCGUUUUCGUGGGCAUCAACCACGCCAGUGCCAAACUGGAUUUUGCCAAUAACGUUCAGCUCUCCUUGACGUUGGCGGCCCUGUCCUUGGGCCUCUGGUGGACGUUUGACCGUUCGAGGAGUGGCCUCGGGCUUGGGAUCACAAUCGCGUUCCUCGCCACUCUGAUCACACAGCUGCUGGUGUACAACGGCGUCUAUCAAUACACAUCCCCAGACUUCCUGUACAUCCGCUCCUGGCUGCCCUGUAUCUUUUUCUCAGGAGGUGUAACAGUAGGGAACAUAGGACGACAGCUGGCUAUGGGUGUCCCUGAAAAGCCACACAGCGACUGAGUCUUCAACCCACUGAUUCUGAAGAACAGCAAGAUGUGGGAGGAAACCCACGCUUCAGAUUGUGACAAGAUGAUCUGUUUUCCUCAAUAAUCUAUUUACAUUGGGCUGACUGUACAAAUGACUCGUGGGGGGAAAAAAUCACCUAUUUUAGAAUAGCAAAGUGGGAAGAGUGACUGCGCGCCCUGAAAUGUCACCUUGGCUGUGCUCGCGCCUGCAUGUGCCCUGCAGAGCCUGCGUCCCGGGCUGAGUAUUCGGUGUCACCGGUGUUCUAACAAGCAAGUGGCCAUGCGUCGAAGCCUUGAGCAGAAGCCUGGCUCUCAGCUCUUGUUCUGUGUUGGCGCCCGCAGGGGAGAGCCUGAUGGUGCUUAACCAAGGCGAAGAGUGGCAGCAUAGGAAUAUUUAUCCAAAAGAUUUUUUUGUUAAAUAGGGUUGUGUAGAAAAAGAAAAGCAGCAGCAGCGAACGUACCGGUGUCAGUGCCGAGGUCGUCUCACCCACGCGGCCACACGUGCAUGUCGCAGAGCACAGUUGUGCUGUUUGGACCCGCUUGGAACUUGGUGUAGACAGUCCGAGAGCAGGAGGCCCUGAAAGGUCAGUUCUACACUGUGAAAUACUGGGGUUUCCACCUCGGUGUUUAUUAGGAAGUCUUACCCAGAACCCACAAUCGUCUAAGAGUGAGCGAGCACCUGUCUGCCAUGUGGUUCGCACUUCGUGAGCCACAAUUGUUUCUUUGCUACUCCAGAAUAGAGACGACUCUUUUUUCCCACAGCCCUAUGGAAUCUGCAAUCUGUGAUUGCCUUGUAGGAAAAGGGGUGCGGGUGUCACUGCAUUACACGUUCGGUGUUUCUAAAAACGCAGAGAUGUUGGUGAGGCCAUGUCUCUGGAAUGGUGUAGAGCAUAUCAGACCCGAUUUGCAAGUGUUGGGUCGUUAACUUCAAGUGCAAUGUCUAUGAAAACCAAUCUGAGCCUUGUAGUCUCUUAAAUAUUUAUUUUUUUUUUAACGUACAAGAUGUUAAAGAGGGUUCUCCAUUCAUUUCAGUGCUGCAUGGAGGCAAAAUUCAGCAAUAAUUUCUUUCAGUUGUGAAGUUACUUUGUUGGCGUGCCCUCCACUGAGCCCUUUGAAAUACUCCAGUUUUGUGGGUUUUAGUAAACUUGUAAUUUUUACUUACAAAUUUAUUGGGGUUUUUUUUGUAUUUUGAAAUUUAAGUGUUUCUGGUUUGUUUUAAAUUCUGUGGAAGCAGCUUGAUUAGAAGACCCCUUCAAAUGGGAGUCGGCCGUCAGCAGGCCCAGCCUUGGACGCGUGCACUUGUUUUCGUCACGUGGUGAUCCUUGUUGCAGGGGUUUUGUUGUUUUGAGGGAAAUCACAUAGUGAAUUUUAAGUUACUAUAGCUAAUUUGGUCUAGAGGAAUUUUGUUUAAAAGAAAAUGGGAUCAUUCUGAGCUUUGCAAUGACCCCUUACACAUUUUCUGAAAAUGAAAAUGAGUGAUCAGCUGCAAAGAUUUUUCAAUGAAGUUGUCAGCAUUUUUUGAAAAACCAGAAGUUACUAGCUGAAAACAGUCAUUGAAUCUUUAAAAUAUACUUGAUCUUGCACAAAUAAUAAGUAUUCCUUUCUCUUAAACUGGAAGCAAAUCUGUAUCUGUUAGAAAUAAUGUAGCCAAAAACUGUGAAUCUGAAGACUUUUCGCCAAUUCUUUACAGCAAGUAUAUGAACCAAAGUGACUUGAGUUUGUAAAGGUGUAAAAAAGUGUGAACAGAAUUUGCACUACACCAGAUUGGGACAUCCAGCGAGACUCACAUCAUACUAAGCUGUCAGCGUUGUGUUCUUUUUCCAUUCAUUUUUUUAUUUCUAUUAAAGGUUCAAAACCAA
Messenger RNA from Rhinolophus ferrumequinum (greater horseshoe bat), 2860 nucleotides. RefSeq names its product insulin induced gene 1 (gene INSIG1). Gene Ontology annotation, cellular component: SREBP-SCAP-Insig complex; endoplasmic reticulum. The transcript is spliced from 6 exons. The record is from RefSeq and is a predicted model, not a curated record. Gene Ontology annotation, biological process: cholesterol biosynthetic process; SREBP-SCAP complex retention in endoplasmic reticulum; SREBP signaling pathway. The coding region runs from base 163 to 996 and encodes 277 amino acids. NCBI's taxonomy places the organism in Eukaryota, Metazoa, Chordata, Mammalia, Chiroptera, Rhinolophidae.